AUGCCUCUUGCAAAGGACCUCCUUCAUCCCUCUCCAGAAGAGAAGAGGAAACACAAGAAGAAGCGCCUGGUGCAGAGCCCGAAUUCCUGCGUCAUGGCUGUGAAGUGCCCAGGAUGCUAUACAAUCACCACAGUCUUUAACCAUGCACAAACAGUAGUUUUGUGCAUUGGCUGCUCCACUGUCCUCUGUCAGCCUACAGGAGGAAAAGUGGGGCUUACAGAAGGAUGUUCCUUCAGGAGGAAGCAGCACUAA
This is a messenger RNA of Tupaia belangeri chinensis (Chinese tree shrew), 252 nucleotides long. RefSeq names its product 40S ribosomal protein S27-like. The record is from RefSeq and is a predicted model, not a curated record. Gene Ontology annotation, biological process: translation. Lineage: Eukaryota; Metazoa; Chordata; Mammalia; Scandentia; Tupaiidae. Bases 1 to 252 code for a protein of 83 amino acids. Gene Ontology annotation, molecular function: structural constituent of ribosome. Gene Ontology annotation, cellular component: ribosome. The transcript has a single exon.